Messenger RNA from Anastrepha obliqua, 408 nucleotides. RefSeq lists its product as uncharacterized. Lineage: Eukaryota; Metazoa; Arthropoda; Insecta; Diptera; Tephritidae. The transcript has 3 exons. Bases 106 to 324 code for a protein of 72 amino acids. The record is from RefSeq and is a predicted model, not a curated record.
AUUACUAGCAGUGAGGGAUUUAUAAAAAAAAAAUCGCAUUUGUAUAGUUGCGAGGAUUUCAAAGAGGUUUACUUUACAAGUCUAAAUCUACUAAACGAAUACAAUAUGUGGUACGAAAUUUUACCUUCAGCUGGUAUUAUCGCUGCCGUGCUUGCGGUGCCCGUAUACGCUAUGUGGGGUAUUAACAAGUUGACACUAGACAAUUCCUACCGCCGUGACAUGGAUGAACGUUUUUCGAGAGUAUUGUAUCUACGCGACACUAGAUUAACCAAUAAUCCGUACAUUCAGAAUGGCUUGGAAUCCAUUCCAGAUGAAGAAAACUAAGUGUGGUGUAUACAUUUUGCAAUUUAAUCACAUUUGUAGUGUAACGUUAAUGAUGAAUAUUUAAUAAAAUAUGUAAAACUCGCA